Molecule: messenger RNA, 1241 nt
Organism: Brachypodium distachyon (stiff brome)
Lineage: Eukaryota; Viridiplantae; Streptophyta; Magnoliopsida; Poales; Poaceae
Product: transcription repressor OFP13
Exons: 2
Coding region: 70-1020 (316 amino acids)
Biological process (GO): negative regulation of DNA-templated transcription
Source: RefSeq, a predicted model, not a curated record
CAGCAGCAAGACAAGCCCGGCAAGCACCACCCACCCCCGUCCGUCCCUGAAACGCGGCAGCGAAACGCAAUGCCUCCCCUGCUGCACCCUCCCCACCUGCACUUCCACAAGCUCAAGAAGCGCGCGCGCGCCGCAGCCGGCACCGGCGCCGGCAGCCCCCGCCCCGCCGCCAAGGCCAGGAAAGGCCUCGCCGCCAUGCUCUACAAGCUCCGCGACGUGCACCGCCCACCGUCUCCGUCCUCGCCUCCGUCACCCGCGAUAACCCCGCAGUACCGGAAGCAGCUCUGCUACCCGCCGCCGCCGUCCACCUGGCCGUGGCCCUCGUGCCGGCACCCGCGCACCAGCUCCUUCCGCGCGCGGCAUCAUCCGGAUCAGGACGCCGCCGCCGCCGUGUACCGGACCGCGAACGCGGUGUACGACGCGUCCUCCGAGCACUUCGUCGUCCUGCGGCGCUCGUCCGUGGACGAAGCGUUCUGGCCAGGGCUGGCAGCCGCCGCCGUGGAUCAGGAGCCGGAGGAAGAAGAGGAGACGAAGGAGCUGCGGCUGCGGGAGACGGCCGUGGUGCGCGGCGUGCGGUCCGAGCGGCUCUUCUUCGAGCCGGCCGGCGCGGAGUUCUUCUUGCCCACGACCACGCAGGCGAAGACCGAGGCGGCAACUACCACCAAGAACGAAGACGUCGAAGCGCCCCCCGUGCCGGCGGAGUCCUCGGGCGAGCUGAAGGGCGGCGCGGCGGUGGUGGUGACGGUGGAGUCGGAGAACCCGUACGGCGACUUCCGGGAGUCGAUGGCGGAGAUGGUGGCGGCGCACGGGGUGCGGGACUGGGAGGGGCUAGAGGAGCUCCUGGCCUGCUACCUCAAGCUCAACGCCAAGGGCGUCCACGCCGUCAUCGUGGGGGCCUUCGUCGACAUGCUACUCGGCCUCGCCGCGUCCUCGCCGCCGACAUCGCCGUCGCCUUCGUCGUCCUGCAUCACCUUCGAGGGCUACUCCUCGGCGACCCUGGACGAGGAAGACAAGAGCUGAUCGAUCAGAACCAGGGAGCAGGACCUCGUUUCGUUUUGCUUCUCUUUUUUUUCCAAGUCUCGUCGGGAAUCAGACUAGAGUUUUUGUUAAUUCUUUGUGAGCUGGUUGCGAGCUAUGGAAUGAUUGUACAGUUGCUAAAACUAAUCGAUGCUGACCCGUUACUCCAGUAUGUUUGUAGUUGUUGCUGAGAUGAUUCAUUGACCUUAUUUGCAUGUUCUUUA